UCUUCAGCUAUAUAGCGGCCCCACCCACGCUCCUGCAACGAAGAGAAAAAGAGCGGAGGAAGCGAAAGAAAGGAGCAGCUUUUGGGCAAUCUCUUGAGCAACGUUCAAUCCUUCCAGUUGGGCCGAAGGAUGGUUCGGGUCUGCCGAUGGAUACUCCGGGACCGGUCGAGAAGGUACCGCCGCGUCGAACGUCAUCGAUCGCAGUUGCUUGCGCCUGCGAUCAGUGUACUCCGGUGGGUCCGCUAUCUCAGACACAGAAACUGCGUAGCUUCGAUCAGCGGUGGCGGCGAUGAAGGGUUUAAGAGGCUUCUGUUAGCAGGGGAGGAGAGCCCGACUCCGAAGGGGUACCUGGCGGUGUACGUCGGCGGUGGAGAGGAGGAUGAGCCGCCGCAGCGUUACUUGGUUUCUGUCUGUCAUUUUAAUCAUCCGCUUUUUGUGGAGCUUCUCAGGGAGGCCGAGGAGGAGUUUGGGUUUCACCAUCCGCGCGGAAUAACUAUUCCUUGUCCGGCGUGGCGCUUCGAGCGGAUUCAGACGCGGAUUGCUGCCGGCUGUGCGGUGGCUCGCCGGAAAAGGGGUUGCCGGAUUUUCUAGUGGUUGUGACACAUAUUGGUUACGGUCCGCCGCAGCGUUACUUUGUUCCUUUCUUGAUGUUAUCCAUUCUUAGAUGGCUUUAGCUUUUAAUAUAAACUCUGCUAAAAAUUUUGCUAUUUUCCCAUUGGAACUUCAUGAAGUUUUCCAACUGCGUUAGAACUUGUGGCUGUAACUGGUAGUUGAUUAACUAUUUUGUUGUGAAUUCCACGUUGAAAAGUGACCGUUGAAAACUUCAUGAAGUUCGUGCAUGUAAAAUUUCAAUAAUAAGCUUCAGAGUCUAUAGAGGUAUGGUAUCUUUGUCGAA
This is a messenger RNA of Dendrobium catenatum, 895 nucleotides long. RefSeq names its product auxin-responsive protein SAUR21. Gene Ontology annotation, biological process: response to auxin. The transcript has a single exon. Lineage: Eukaryota; Viridiplantae; Streptophyta; Magnoliopsida; Asparagales; Orchidaceae. The record is from RefSeq and is a predicted model, not a curated record. The coding region runs from base 130 to 591 and encodes 153 amino acids.